Molecule: messenger RNA, 6633 nt
Organism: Aspergillus welwitschiae
Lineage: Eukaryota; Fungi; Ascomycota; Eurotiomycetes; Eurotiales; Aspergillaceae
Exons: 4
Coding region: 1-6633 (2210 amino acids)
Biological process (GO): secondary metabolite biosynthetic process; fatty acid biosynthetic process
Molecular function (GO): phosphopantetheine binding; fatty acid synthase activity; oxidoreductase activity
Source: RefSeq, a predicted model, not a curated record
AUGUCCCCAACGAGUGACACGACAGCAGACAUGAAUAGGUCACAGUCUGCGGUCGAAUCACCGGCGCUGGAGCCCAUUGCGAUCAUUGGGUACUCAUGUCGACUUCCCGGCCAAGUCUCCUCCCCCAGUGAUUUAUGGGAGCUCUGCACAAGAGGGCGAAGCGGCUGGACGCCCAUCCCCAAGGACCGCUGGUCCGCAGAGGCUUUCUAUCAUCCGAAUGCUUCAAAACCGGGCACCAGUAACCAGGCUGGUGGCUAUUUCCUGGAUGAUGUUUCGCGAUUUGAUGCUCCAUUUUUCAACGUUAGUGCCCAGGAGGCCAUCUCUAUGGAUCCACAGCAGCGCUUCCUGCUAGAAUGUGCCUAUGAAGCCAUGGAGAGCGCCGGAAUUUCUCGGGAAUACAUGACCGGGCGUCGCAUCGGUGUCUUCAUUGGGGCAAAUUUUGCCGACUACGAGAUCAACAACAUCCGCGAUACAGAGACGACUCCCAUGUUCCAGGGGACGGGAGGAUACCCUGCGCUCCAGUCCAACCGAAUCUCCUAUAUGUUCGACCUGAAGGGGCCUAGUUUGACUGUUGAUACUGCUUGUUCGUCUUCUCUCGUGGCAUUGCACUCUGCUGUGCAGAGUCUGCGGAGCGGAGAAUCUACCGAAGCGCUUGUCGGUGGUUGCCAUUUACUUCUGACCCCCGACAACUCCAUUACGAUGUCGAUGCAGCAAUUGCUCAACGAUGAAGGGAAAACAUUUGCUUUCGAAGAGAGAGGGAAUUCUGGCUUCGCGCGGGGUGAAGGCGCAGGCAUGAUUAUGCUUAAAAGCCUUUCUGCAGCGCUGCGCGAUCGUGAUCCCAUCCGGGCUGUUAUUGCCCACUCAGGUGUCAACCAAGACGGCAAGACUAGGGGCAUUACUUGUCCCAAUGGCGUAGCUCAAGAAGAAUUGAUUCGACGGGUGUACGAGGAAGCAAACCUGAACCCGGCAGACUGUGGCUUUGUUGAAGCUCACGGCACAGGAACCGCAGUCGGGGACCCAAUUGAAGCGACGGCAAUUCAGGCAGUAUUUGGACAGGGGCGCACGGCGAGAAAUCCGCUCUAUGUUGGAUCGGUCAAGACCAACGUUGGACAUCUAGAAGGUGUCAGUGGCAUUAUAUCAGUCAUUAAGUCCGCCAUGAUGCUCGAGAGAGAACUCGUUCUUCCAAAUGCCGGCUACAAAAAGCCCAACCCUAAGAUCCCAUUCGCAGAGUGGCAUAUGAAGGUUGCCAACGGGACACGCCCUUGGCCCCGUGGCAAAAAGUACAUCAGUGUUUCCAAUUAUGGCUUUGGUGGCACCAACGCACACGUCGUUUUGCGGAAGGCCCCUUCGCAGGUAUCAAAGGAAGAAGAGACCGGUAUGAAGGAUAAGGAGAGUAAGCGCCGUUUGCUGUUAAUCUCCGCACACGACCGAGAGGCCCUUCGCACCAGGUGCAAGGAUUAUUGCAUCUACUUCGAGCAACGUCCCGAGGUCUUCGAAAACGCCUUGUUCAGUAACUUCGCUUACACCGUUGGAAGCAAACGGUCGCACCUGCCAUUCCGAAUUGCACUGUCCGCCACAUCGCUCGACGAUGCCGGUGUCCAACUGGCGCAGAUGAAGAUCAACCCAGCCCGCGCUAUUGGAGGCGACGGGCCUUCUGUUUCAUUUGUUUUCACUGGGCAGGGAGCCCAGUGGGCUCAGAUGGGUAUACCCCUUAUGGAUGAAUACCCCGUUUUUGCAGCCGCGGUCCACCGCGCCGACAAAUACCUGUCGGAAAAAUUGGGUGCAGACUUCUCACUUUGCGCAGAGUUGCAGCAAGAUGCUGAAAGAUCAAGAAUCAAUGCCCCCUACAUUAGUCAACCAGCCUGCUCUGCGCUGCAGAUUGCCCUUGUAGACUUGCUUCGCUCCUGGGGUAUCCAGCCAGCCUCAGUAGUUGGCCAUAGUUCUGGUGAAAUCGCUGCAGCAUAUGCAGCUGGAAUAUUCGACCUGGAGGGUGCCAUGACACUUGCAUACCGCCGUGGCCAGAUGACUGAGUUGUUGAGAAGCACUUACCCGGAUCUCAAGGGUACCAUGAUGGCCGUCGGGACCAGCGUCGAGGCCAUCCAACCAAUGAUGAAAACCAUCUCUUCUGGAUACGUCACCGUGGCCUGCAUCAACAGUCCCUCCAGUGUCACCAUUUCUGGUGAUGUCCCGGCCAUUGAGGAGCUACAGGGGAUUCUUGAAGAGAGGAAGAUCUUCAACCGUCGCCUGAUGAUCGAUGUGGCUUACCACUCCAACCACAUGACGAAGGUCAGUGAGGCAUAUUUGUCCUCCAUUGCAUCAGUACAGCCCUCGACAACUGCCACUGCUACCUUUUUCUCUUCCGUAGUCGGUGACAUAUGCAAGCCUACAGAUCUUGGCCCUGGCUAUUGGGUCCAGAACUUGACAUCACCGGUGCGAUUUGCUCAUGCUCUCGAAAAAAUGUGCUGUGCGGGAAACAGACCCAAUAUUAUGUUGGAGGUUGGACCUCAUUCUGCUCUCAAGGGCCCAAUACUCGAUACCCUCAAAGCCCUGGGCACAUCGGUUGCCUCUGAAGUUGGAUAUGCCCCGACGGUAGUCCGGAAGGUCGACCCUUCCCAAUCAAUCCUCGACGCUGCGGGCGCCGUUUACGUGCGUGGUGGGUCUCUCAACAUUAAUGAGAUCAACUUCCCCUGCAGUGGCACUGGGACUUGCAAUGUCCUCGAUGAUCUACCGAGGUACCCGUGGCAACAUGAUACAGUAUUCUGGCACCGCUCCCGUAUCAGCGAGAAGCAGCGAUUCCGCGAUGGACAGAGGAACGACAUUUUGGGCACCGAAGCAUUCUACUCCAAUGACCUGGAGCCGACAUGGAGGAAUAUUGUUCGCCUCGACGAUAUCCCUUGGCUCCGCGACCAUAAGAUGCAGGACAUGAUUGUGUAUCCAAUUGCUGGUUACAUCAGUAUGGCCAUUGAGGCCGCUCGGACACGAGCAGAGAAGUCCGGUACGGUAGCCGCCGAGCUGCAGUUUGAACUACGCGAAGUGAGCGUGGGCACUGCCCUGGUCCUCACUGACGACCUCGAUACCGAGAUUACCAUUACCCUUCGGUCUCAUGUUGAAGGCACGCGUGGCACCUCCAAUGCCUGGGAUGAAUUCCGCAUUUGCUCUUGGAAUUCCAAGCGGAAUUGGAUUGAUCAUUGCACGGGUCUUGUAAGAGCUCGCCCCAACAGAAAGAACCGAAAGCAAAAUCCGGUCGCAAACUGUGUGGAGGUGGAGGAGGAGAUCUUUCGGAGGAAGACCAGUGAGGUGAUGGGCGCGGCGACAUACGAGAUUGAUGUCGAGAAUAUGUACAGGGUCCUCACCGAUGUCGGCGCCGGCUAUGGCGUAGCCUUUCAGGGAGUUGAGAACUGCCUCUCUGGGCCUCAUCACUCGCGGGCAAACCUGAAUCCUCGCGAUACUCAGUCAUUCAUGCCAAAGAGCUACGAAGCUCCCGUUGUCAUCCACCCCACGCUUUUAGAUGCUCUCCUGCAUCUGACCUGGCCAAUUCUUGGUAAGGGUCGGAUGGAGCUGGACACUCUGCACGUCCCUACCCUUAUCGAGGAUCUUGUCAUCGAUGGAAACAUUGCUUCGAUCGGUCCCAAACUUCCGGCCUGGUGUAUGCGAACUUCUGGCAGGGGCACGCCGGAGCCCACCAAGUUCGACUUGUGGAUUACUCCUGCAGACUCUAGUGAGGUGUUGAUCAACAUGGAGGGGUUGGUAAUGACCCCAAUCGACGAUGCUGGAUGCGAUAAUAAGGUGGCCCACGACCUAUGCUAUCAGCUACAAUGGAAGCCCUGGACUGAGGUCGAAGCAGAGACUGUUGAAGAGGUGACUGAGGCGAAGGGAUCCAAUGGCCAUACGAAUUCCCACGUCAUUGAACAUACCAACGGACACCGGCAUGGAAUUUAUUGUCACCAUCACAAAUCCCAAGACGAACUCUUAGUUGUCAGAUUUGGCGAGUGUGUACUUGCAGCUGAGCAAGUACAGGAGGUCAUCUCUACCGAAGCCAUCCGAUGGUCGACCUCGAUUUCGUCGCUGAGUGAGGUCGACACGAAGCAGAAGCGCCAGCAUGUUAUCAUCCUGCAGACCGGAACCAAGACUCUGCGUGACCUUGAUGAGGCAGACUUUACAAACAUACAGAAUCUCCUUCUCAACUCUACAAAUCUGAUUUGGGUUUACCGCAAUGACACGCCUGACUUUCAGAUGAUCGUUGGUCUUGUCCGUAGCUUGCGCUCCGAAACCGCUGCCCAUAUUGCCACCCUUGGACUGGGCGCUGAGGAUCUGGGAAAGCCGGCUGGCCCUAUUUUGGCCGCUAUAAAGGCUCUUUGGCCAGCCGAUGGGUCUGUCAAACCCUGUACUGACUUUGAGUUCAAGACCCAAAAUGGCCAGCUUAUGGUCCCCCGUAUCAUGGACGAUAACGCCCUCAACACCUUCGUGAGAAAGGAGACCAGUGACGAUCUCACCCUCGAACCUCAGCCAUUCGCUCAGCCAGGCCGCCGCUUCAAGCUUGAAAUUGGAAAUCACGGCGCUCUCGAUACCAUGUACUUUACAGACGACCAUGUCCAGGCCCUGGCGGAUGAUGAAAUCGAAAUUGAGGUCCAUGCCACUGGUCUUAACUUCAAGGAUGUUGCGGUCGCCAUGGGACAACUCGUCCAGCCGUACGUUGGUAUCGAGUGCAGUGGUGUCGUCUCAUCCGUUGGCAAAAAGGUUACCAAUCUGAUGGUUGGCGAGCGUGUCAUGGCUCUGCCCCUUGGCGCAUACUCUACCUUUGCCCGCUGCAAGGCAACCAGCGCGACUGCCAUCCCCAAGAACCUUUCAUUCGAAGUUGCCGCCAGCAUUCCCGUCAUCUUCUGUACCGCAUAUUACGCCCUCUACGAGCUAGCUCGCCUCCAACACGGAGUCGGCGAGAAGGUUCUCAUCCACGCCGCCGCCGGUGGUGUCGGCCAGGCUGCCAUCAUGCUGGCCCAGAUCGCCUCGGCCGACAUCUACGCGACCGUUGGAAGCGCUGAGAAGAAAGAGCUCCUUAUCACAAAGUACGGUCUCCGUGCAGACCACAUCUUCUACAGUCGUGAUGCGUCCUUUGGCCGCAGCCUUCGCGAGCUCACAGGCGGCGGUGUCGACAUCGUACUCAACUCCCUUGCUGGGGAUCUCCUCCGCGAAAGCUGGGAGUGCCUCGCGCCCUUUGGCCGAUUCAUCGAGAUUGGAAAAGCGGACAUCACCAAAAAUACGCGCCUAGACAUGCUGCCUUUCGAGCGCAACCUCUCAUUCCACUCGGUUGACCUUACCAAGGUCGCGGCCUUCAAGCCUAGGUUAAUGCAUCAGCUGCUGGACAAGGUUUCCUGGCUUCUGGCCCAGGGCUUCAUUCACUCCGUCUUCCCUCUUACCGUCUGCCCCAUGGCUGAGAUCGAGGCCGCCUUCCGUGCCUUGCAGAGCGGAAAGGCGAUGGGUAAAACUGUCGUCGUGCCGAGAGAAGGCGAUCAGGUCAAAGCUGUGGUCGCUAAGACGCGCGAUGACAUUCUCAGAGCUGACGCUACCUACAUCGUUAUUGGGGGUACCGGUGGUCUUGGUCGAAGCAUAGCGAGGUGGAUGGCACAGAAGGGCGCUCGCAAUAUUGUGCUUGCGUCCCGACGCGCCGUUGUAGACACCCCCGUACAGACAUUAAUGGAUGCUCUGCAUCCGAGCGGCACAAAAGUAGUCGUGAAGGCUUGUGACGUGAGUAAUCGCACGUCCGUCGACGCCAUGCUGAAGGACUUGGCCGACCUUCCGCCAAUCCGCGGCGUUGUCCAUGGUGCAAUGGUUCUUCGGGAUACCCUCUUCGAGAACAUGCAGCUCGCGGAUUUCCAGGCUGUGACGGACAGCAAGGUCUCAGGAGCCUGGAACCUCCACGACGCCCUCAAACCCCACCAUCUUGACUUCUUCAUCGCACUCUCUUCUGUCUCCGGUGUGAUCGGUAACAAAGGACAAGCAGCCUAUGCCGCCGCAAAUGUCUUCCUAGACGGCUUCAUGGAGUGGCGCCGUAGCCAAGGUCUCCCCGGCACAAGCCUCGCCCUGACGGCGGUAAGGGAUGCAGGCUACCUCGCCUCAGUAGACUCCGCGCGCCGGGCAGAGGUCCUGCGCACCAUUGGCACAGAGGGCAUGACCGAGGCGGAAGUGUUGGCGCUGCUGGCCGCGGCUGUGACGGGCGACCUGGCCCAUCAGGCAAUCAUUGGGCUGGCGUCUUCGACGCGAGAGCCCCUCUGGCCGCAAGACGCCAAAUUUGAUCUCCUCACUCCUAAGUCCCUCAAGGGUAAUGGAGAGGCAGCCGACGAUGAGGUUUCCCUACCGCUGCACGUGCAGAUCGCCCACGCAGCCUCCAAGGAAGAGAAAGUGCGGAUCUGCUACGUGGCUUUGGCGGCCAAGCUGGCUCAGGUACUGGUCUUGAACCAGGAGGACAUCGAGCCAUCGCUUUCUGUAUCUGCGCUGGGUCUCGACUCGCUGGUUGCUAUUGAGAUUCGGAGUUGGAUUGCACGCGAGGCAAGGGCUAAUGUGCAGGUGUUGGAGCUUCUGUCUACGGGUUCGUUAGGAGCGGUGGCUGAGCUUAUUGUGGGUAAGUCGGGGAUGUAA